Molecule: messenger RNA, 561 nt
Organism: Armigeres subalbatus
Lineage: Eukaryota; Metazoa; Arthropoda; Insecta; Diptera; Culicidae
Exons: 4
Coding region: 114-473 (119 amino acids)
Source: RefSeq, a predicted model, not a curated record
UUAAAACUGAACACUAAUUGAACCGCCUGACGCUUCCAUCAUAGCAUGUUUUCCGUUCAUUCCAUAGACUGGCUUUAGAGUGAUCGUACCGUAGAAUUGUAUCGUUUCUAAAGAUGAUCAAAAAUUUACUUCUGUUGAUGGUUUUCGUCUACAUGUCGGUUGUAGAUGCCGAACUGAAUCGCGGGAAUGCAGCACUUGUAGCGGUACAUCGUGCAGUCAGAAGCCCACAGCAGAACAAUUUUCCGAGUUUCCCCAACAUGCCUCCCCCUGGCUUUGACGCCUCCCACAUAGUGUCUCAAAACACCGACGUUAAUAAGAACGGGUUUGCUCAGACCACAAUCUACAAAUCCGAGAAUGGAAUGGGAUCGUCGUCGACAUCGUAUUCCCAAUCGGGAGCAUCGCUGGUGAAACUAUUACCAACUUGUACCACGAUCGCGUUUAUUAUCUUGGCGAUAAACUUUAUUAGGAACUGACGCAAAGAUUCACUACACGUAUGAAUAAAUAGAAUUUUUUGUCUCUAUUGACAUGAAUAGUGAUAAUACAAAACAUCAAUAAACGUAA